AGCACUGAAGCAAAAAUGGUUUCUUUUUUCAAUGUUGAAUAAUUCGAUGAAUACAAAUCGUACAACGCUCAACAAGUGCGCAAAUUAAUGGUAAAGAUACACGCUUUCAAACGUUGUGAAUAGCAUUUGUGUGAUAUUUGUAGUUCACGUUAAAUAAACUCGCAAAAUUCGUAACAAAUUUUGCCGCAUCUUUAUUUUUAUCCGUAUAGCUCCGUAAAAGAUAUGUUUUCAAAGUCGAUAUUAAAAAUAUGCAGAAACAUUAAACUGUAAAAUGCGUUUUCAUGUAACGAAGUUCUCUCUCGAUCGUUGUAUCAUUUCAAUCGUGAUAGUCGUAAACGCUUCAUCAAUUUGAUCACUCAUUGGCAGUAUUUACAGGCAUGCGAUGCACAUAUUCUUAUUGUUUUCCGUAAUAAGAAACCAUGAUAUUAAAUCUGGUGACUUCGUUGACUACGCUCGAGAAUUUCCACAGUCAAACCACAGAUCUUUUCGGUUUAAAAUUUACCGUGUGCGUUUUGCAUUGUGUUGCUUCGUCAUGUGGAAAUCACUUAAUACGUUGCUUUUCCAUGAUAUAUCCAAUGAUAUAUCUUCAAAUAAUUCGGACAAAUCUUCAGAGAAAAAAAUCACUAUAAAUAUCGCCAUCAAUUUUUGUAGGAAGUUUGAAUGGUUCGAUGUGCACAUACAUACUUUAUGGUUAUUCUUCUAUUUUUUUAACAUACUAGUCAUUAAUUAUUCUACAAUUAUUUUUUAAAUUAUCUAACAUUAAAGACGAUAUGUAAAAGUGUAAACGCGACUAUAAAAUGGCAACUUUUUAAAAUUAGGUAAAUUAAUUUUCUAAAUAAACAUAACGCUAACUACAACAAUUUCACCAAAUGUUAAAUUGACUACCACAAUAAUAAAUAAUUUAAAUUUCCGAGUUUAAAAAAUCAAGUUUAAAUAAUCUCAAAAUAUCAAUACAUUUUAAAUCAUCGCAACAAAAUUAUAAUUUAAAAUAAAAUAGUGAUAUAUUCAAAUAUUUUUGGAAAUAACCUCUAGUGAAAAUAAUGAAUAAAUAAGUGAUCUGAAAAUAAAUUAUAGUCAUUGAAAACAAGUAAAUGUGCACUGCUACAUUAUUUUAAAGGCCACAUUAUUUUAAAAUAUUCGAAAUUAUUUUAUUGCAUCCAAUGCUUCAAUUACUAAUUAUAACAAAGUAAAUGAUGAAGUACAUUUAUUUUUAUUAAAAGUAAUAGUUGCCAAUAAUUUUAGUAUAGCUUCUUCAGUUAACACUUUUCUAGUACAAGACUAGGGUCUAUCUUCCUUAUGAUUAGUGAUCCAAUAUUUCUUAUCCGAUUAAUAAUUGCAGAAUUACAUUUUCAUUAGAAUGUCUGAAAAUUGGAAAACAUUGGAUGAAUAAUCUUGCAGUAGCGUCUACAAGAAGCAGAGAGAAGAAAAUGAGCGCCAUUUCCAUAAAAAUCUACUGCUACUCUUCGGCAAAUUUCAACGAAUCAUAUCGAAUGAUGCACAUUUGUUUCUCUGUGUACAUAUGUAUAAUAACAAAUUGUCAUGACAAACAAAGAAAUGUUAAAAAAAUAAAAAUUAAAAGAAAAUCAAAUAUCCACGUUUUUCUGUCUUCAAAGAGUCAAUUUUAUUUUCAAAAAAUUGUCAUGGAGUAUUCAACUCAAGAAUAUUGUGAGAUGAUAAUAUUGUACGGCGAGUGUGGAAGAAGCGCAGAAGCUACUGCAAGGUUAUACGCUGAACGUUUUCCGAAUCGCAGACAUCCUAGUACAAAUGUAAUUUUGCGAUUAAUAAAUCGGGCAAGAAAUAUCGGAUCACUAAAACCAUUACACGCAAUAAAUGACCCUGAGCGUCGUGCUAGAAAUGUAGCAAAUGAAGAAGCUGUGCUUCAGGCAAUUGAAGAAGAUCCAAUGAGGAGCAUUCGGAAUGUUUCAAAAAUGCUUAAUUUGUCAUUUUCGACAACGCAGCGAAUCUUAAAAAAUAAUGAGAUGCAUGCGUACCACUUUUCACGUGUACAAAAUUUAAUGCCUUUUGAUUAUAAUAAAAGAAUAAAUUUUUGUAUGUGGAUUCUGCAAUGUCAUAGAGAAGAUCCUCAUUUUGUGGAAAAUAUCAUGUUUACUGACGAGUCGAUGUUUACGAGAGAUGGCAUUUUCAAUACACAUAACUUUCAUUUUUAUGCAGAUGAAAAUCCGCAUGUGUAUAACAUUGGCAACUAUCAACACAAAUUCAGUAUUAAUUUGUGGGCUGGCAUAUACAAAAAUUCUGUGAUUGGACCAUUCGAACUUCCUGCAAGAGUUAAUGGCGAAAUUUAUAGUAAUUUUCUCUCUGAACAUUUGUCCGAACUACUUGAGGAUAUAUCAUUAGAGGAGCGACGUGCUAUGUGGUUCCAACACGACGGAGCACCUUCACAUAAUGCAAGGCGCACGCGGGAAACUUUAAAUAGGAAAUAUCCUAAUAUGUGGAUUGGCCGUGGAGGUCCUCGAGCAUGGUCAGCGAGGUCACCUGAUUUGACACCCCUUGAUUUUUUUUUAUGGGGAACUAUAAAAGAGUACGUGUAUCGCGUGUCUAUAAAUACUGUCGAGGAACUAAAUUACCGUAUUAUUGAAGCGUUUGCAAAUAUCACACCUGAAAUGUUAGAACGAUUAAAACAGAGCUUUAUUAGACGUGCUGAAUUGUGUAUUGAAAUGGAUGGUGGCCACCAUUUCGAACACUUAUUAUAAAACUUGAAACAUUAUUAUUCAUUUAAUUAUUUAUUUUAAUUAUUUAUUCAUUAUUUAUUUUUUUACUAUUUAUUUAUUUGUUUAUUUAUUUAACUUCAUUUAAUUGCGUGUUCAUCUAAAAAAUUUGGAUCAAAGGCUCAUAUAGAAUUUUUGAUUCGCGACGAUAACCGUGUUAUCAACACGAGAAAUUGUUAUACAAGAUAUUAUUACAGUUAAUUUAUUGAAAUGUACUAGCUUUUAAGAAAAAAAAUAUAAAAUAUUAUUGUGGCUAGUUCCCGCAAUUAUUUUUAUCGAUUUAGUUUCUUCGAUAUCAUCUUUGUAAAUGACUAUUUCGUUUAUUUAUUUCAUUAAUUAAUAUAUUGUUUCCAUGUGCUUUCGUUAAAAAUAAUGUAAAAUUGAAAAAUAAAUUAAAUUAAAUACUGUGACUGUGGUCUUGAUUAAAAUAAUUUUGUCCAAUGGAUUCUUUUUGUAUUCAACUGUUCUUCGUUUUCAGGCGAGAAUGUAUAGAACUCCGAUAUGUCUAAAAUUUUUUCUUUAUUUUUGAGUGGUCAAUAAAAUGAUUUCCCGUCACAGAUGGUAGAAGAACUAUGAGAAUCAGAAACAAAAAGAAUGAGACUUCAAAACUUUUUUUAUACUAUGUUAAUUUUUGAAACUAUGAGUUAAAAAACUUACAAUAAUGUGUUAAUAAAGCCAAAUGUGAAUAUUCGUCUUUGGAUCGAUUCUUAGAUGUUACUUAUACGACUUACGGUAGGAGACUGCCAAUUUAAAACAAGUAGGCCAACAGAAAGUGAGAUAAAAAUAUAAAUAUAAGUAUGUGUGUGUUUGUUAUGCAUAUUCAAAUGGAGAUGCGUCAAAUCUCUAAACCUUUUACAAAAUUUGCAAAGUUCCACGGCGUAAAAUAAAAAUUACAUGCAAAUGUGGUUUAUGACAUUCGAAAGCAUGAAUUUCUACCUUUAAUUUGCGUAUUUGUUAAACGUUGUACAAUUUUUGUUCACCGAAUUAUUCAACACUGAACCAACAGUGCAUUCUUUUGCUUCAGUGCUGAAUAACUUAGUGAAAAAAAAUUGUACAACAGUCAACAAAUACGCAAAUUAAAGG
Molecule: messenger RNA, 3809 nt
Organism: Solenopsis invicta (red fire ant)
Lineage: Eukaryota; Metazoa; Arthropoda; Insecta; Hymenoptera; Formicidae
Exons: 2
Coding region: 1383-2711 (442 amino acids)
Molecular function (GO): nucleic acid binding
Source: RefSeq, a predicted model, not a curated record